This is a messenger RNA of Cydia splendana, 641 nucleotides long. RefSeq lists its product as uncharacterized. The transcript has 4 exons. Bases 66 to 641 code for a protein of 191 amino acids. NCBI's taxonomy places the organism in Eukaryota, Metazoa, Arthropoda, Insecta, Lepidoptera, Tortricidae. The record is from RefSeq and is a predicted model, not a curated record.
CAUUCUUGUUUGUUAUUAUUUUUCUCCCAUCAAAUAGGAACAACUUUACUGGUUAAAAUUAAGAAAUGGAGCAGUGGGAAGCUAUUAUAGAGAAUUUAGAGCGUCCGCCGGUUCAGUGCCACCGUACGUUCGAGAAAAUAUUGGAAACUGCAGCAGCUUUAUUGAGUACCGCGGCGACACAGCUCGCCCCUUUUGAAACAGAAUGGCUGGUGGAGACUCUUGUUCACUCUCCGGUGGAGCUCUUGACAACUGUGUCCCAGAAGCGAAGCGACGAGGUGUGGCGCAAAGCUGUGGUAGACGCUCUGAAACUUAUGGCAAGCGUGGCCGGAUUGUCUCAUAAAUACUAUGAGCAGAUUGUUGAUAUUUGUCUUCUAAACUACGACCCAGAGCUUCGUAAGCACGCUCUGGCGUGCCUUGCCGAGGUCGCUAAACAUUCGGACGCUGCUACCAGAGACUUUGCAAGACACGUGCAAGCGCUGGAAGAGGCUACACAGUGCCGUGCACCUAUAGCAUUGCUAGUUGGUGCACUGUGCGAGCACCACCCCGCCGUCGUUUGCGAUGAGCUCACUCGCAUCUGGCGCGGGUACCUCAACAUGCUCGACAACAACAAGAACACGGUGAGACUAGUGGACAAAUCCUAA